Alternaria rosae is the source of this 705-nucleotide messenger RNA. RefSeq lists its product as uncharacterized. The transcript has a single exon. Gene Ontology annotation, biological process: N-acetylglucosamine metabolic process. Lineage: Eukaryota; Fungi; Ascomycota; Dothideomycetes; Pleosporales; Pleosporaceae. Bases 1 to 705 code for a protein of 234 amino acids. Gene Ontology annotation, cellular component: cytoplasm. The record is from RefSeq and is a predicted model, not a curated record.
AUGUCCUCUUCCAAAACGCUCGACGAAUCCUCCCUCCCCUCCAUCUUCCAACAGCAAUGGAAAUCCAACCCGGACCCAACCGCCUUGCCUUUUCCCCGCGACGACCCCCCAUUCGCCCUCACAGCCAUAGAUUGGCAACAGCUUUCCCUCUCCGACUCGGACUUUACACCACACUCUUGGUCCAAUCUGCACGACCUCAUCAGCACUAACCGCCUCGAAGAGCUGAAACGCUGGCCCAGCGCCUUGAAAGCGUAUCUAGCGUGGACAGCGCACGUAAAGCAGAAGUACGGCAGCGUAAUGACAUAUCUGAUCGAUCAGCGCUUACUCUGGGAACCGAUCGAAGAUAAAAGCGGGGCGUUGCGGUUUGAUGUAGUCAACAAGACGCCAUUUGCGAAUCCUGCUGAUUACAGGAUUCUGAGGAAUGAUUGGACGUAUGCGUUUGUGCCUGGUAUUAAGCACAUUGUGGCGUGGUUGAAGCAGCGGCUGCCGGUAGAUGAAAAGGGCGCGUUGAGUGGGGAGGGGAGGGGUAUGGUGGAGGAUUUUGUGAAGAGAGAGUUUAGGGACAAGGCGGGAGAGAAAGAGGAAGGGAGUAAGGUUAUUUGGUUCAAGAAUACGACGGAUUUGCAGAGUGUGAGGAGUUUGGAGCAUGUGCAUGUGCUGGUGAGGGACGUAGAGGAGGAGGUGCUGAGGGAGUGGAUGGUUUAG